GGAGCUGGGGGCGGCGCGGCGGGGCCGGCGGGGCGCGGCGGGGCUGACCGGCCCCGAUGAGGCGGAAGGAGAAGCGGCUUCUGCAGGCGGUGGCGCUGGUGCUGGCGGCCCUGGUCCUUUUACCCAACGUGGGGCUCUGGGCGCUGUACCGCGAGCGGCAGCCCGACGGCACCCCUAGGGGAUCCGGGGCAGCGGUGGCCCCGGCAGCCGGACAGGGCUCACACAAUCUGCCAAAGAAGACCUUUUUCUUGGGAGAUGGGCAGAAGCUGAAGGACUGGCAUGACAAAGAAGCCAUCAGAAGGGAUGCCCAGCGCGUAGGAAAUGGAGAACAAGGGAAGCCCUACCCCAUGACUGAUGCUGAGAGAGUGGAUCAGGCAUACAGAGAAAAUGGAUUUAACAUUUACGUCAGCGAUAAAAUCUCCCUGAAUCGCUCGCUGCCUGAUAUUCGGCACCCAAACUGCAACAGCAAGCGCUACCUGGAGACGCUCCCCAACACCAGCAUCAUCAUCCCCUUCCACAAUGAGGGCUGGUCCUCCCUCCUCCGCACCGUCCACAGCGUGCUGAACCGCUCGCCCCCGGAGCUGAUCGCCGAGAUUGUGCUUGUCGACGACUUCAGUGACCGAGAGCACCUAAAGAAGCCCCUCGAAGACUACAUGGCCCUUUUCCCCAGUGUGAGGAUUCUCCGAACCAAGAAACGGGAAGGACUGAUAAGGACCCGGAUGCUGGGGGCCUCAGCAGCAACUGGGGAUGUCAUCACAUUCUUGGACUCACACUGUGAAGCCAACGUCAACUGGCUUCCCCCCUUGCUCGACCGCAUCGCUCGGAACCGCAAGACCAUUGUGUGCCCCAUGAUUGAUGUGAUUGACCACGACGACUUUCGGUACGAGACACAGGCCGGAGAUGCCAUGAGGGGCGCCUUUGACUGGGAGAUGUACUAUAAGCGGAUCCCAAUCCCGCCAGAGCUGCAGAAAGCUGACCCCAGCGACCCAUUUGAGUCUCCCGUGAUGGCCGGCGGGCUGUUCGCCGUGGAUCGGAAGUGGUUCUGGGAGCUGGGCGGCUACGACCCAGGCUUGGAGAUCUGGGGAGGGGAGCAGUAUGAGAUCUCAUUCAAGGUGUGGAUGUGUGGAGGCCGCAUGGAGGACAUCCCCUGCUCCAGAGUGGGCCAUAUCUACAGGAAGUACGUGCCCUACAAGGUCCCUGCUGGAGUCAGCCUGGCCCGGAACCUGAAGCGAGUGGCGGAGGUGUGGAUGGACGAGUACGCGGAGCACAUCUACCAGCGCCGGCCUGAGUACCGCCACCUCUCGCCUGGGGACGUAGCUGCCCAGAAAAAGCUCCGCAGCUCCCUUAACUGCAAGAGUUUCAAGUGGUUUAUGACCAAGAUCGCCUGGGACCUGCCCAAGUUCUACCCACCGGUGGAGCCUCCGGCUGCAGCCUGGGGGGAGAUCCGCAACGUGGGCACGGGGCUGUGCACAGACACAAAGCACGGGGCCCUGGGCUCCCCGCUGAGGCUGGAGAGCUGCGUCCGGGGCCGCGGGGAGGCUGCCUGGAACAACAUGCAGGUGUUCACCUUCACCUGGAGAGAGGACAUCCGGCCUGGAGACCCCCAGCACACCAAGAAGUUCUGCUUUGACGCCAUCUCCCACACCAGCCCCGUCACCCUCUACGACUGCCACAGCAUGAAGGGCAACCAGCUGUGGAAAUACCGCAAAGACAAGACCCUGUACCACCCCGUCAGUGGCAGCUGCAUGGACUGCAGUGAAAGCGACCACAGGAUCUUCAUGAAUGCCUGCAACCCCUCCUCCCCCACCCAGCAGUGGCUGUUUGAACACACCAACUCAACAGUCCUGGAAAAAUUCAACAGCAGCUGAGCCCUCCGGUUCCCGUCCAGGCCUGGCGGGGUCCCCUCCGGCACUCACUGCCGCCGCCGCCCUCUCCCAACGGAGGCGGGGCUUCCGUGGGCCCCGUCAUGGAAGAGGUGCUGGCCCACCGGGUCAGGGCAGAGGGGACCCUUGAAGCUGGGCAAGGUGUCCCCCUGGCCCAGGGGGGCCCUGAGUGAUGGAGCUGCAGUGGAGAACAGACCCCACAGGAGGCCCCCUGACGGCAUCGUGGAAAUCUGGAAACUCUGGAGGGCCUUUUCAGCUCAGUCACCUCGUUCCCUGGAGCAUCAUUCGGGAGUAGUGCCAGGGCAGCCCUCAGCCACCCGGAAAGGGGUCCUGCGAGGCUGCCUGGCCUUCCAUUGACUCUUUAAUGAUGGUCCAUUAGAAAGAGAGACAAAUUCUGUCUUUUGGGGGGCAGCUUUUAGCACCAGCGCCACCCGUAGCAGAAGGGAAGGAAGUCUUUCUGUGGGCCACUGGUUUCAGCCUUUUAAAUUUUUGCCUGCUUUGGGAUAACUGCAGUUACUGCCCAGCGUCUGUUCUCUGUCACAGCCCAGGAGACGCAGUCGAAGGCCCUACCUGGGGCCCUCAGAGUGUUCAGUACUCAACACGGGCCAGCUGCCAGGCCUGGGGUUGGAAGCGGGACCCCCAGACAUUCCUUUGCACCGUGGACAUCUGGGGGGUCUCCCCUUGCUCUCGGGGUACCAGAAAUGCCCAUUCCCGUGCCGUCCAGGCAGAGGACAGCCCGGCCACCAGCUUUUCAGGGCUGCGUUUCACAUGGCCUUGAGCCUGUGGCACAGGCCUGGUAGGAGCCCUCCAAACUAGAAAUUCUGGCUGAAUUUCCCUCAUCAGUGCUUCCAUUUCUCUCUAUCUCUGUCUCCUCUCUCUCUCUCCCUCUCUUCUCUCUCUCGGGCAAUUACCUGCCACAAGAGAGGAACAGAGGUGUCGGGUGUUCACCUCACAAAGUCCAGAGGCCUCCAGGGUGGACCGUGGGCACAGCACCUAGCCUCUGACUCAUCAUGGUUCUGGUUUUCAUAUGGAACUUGAGGAUUUUUUAAGAACUCUGUAAUUUGAUCAUAGGCUCGGAUGCCACAUGGGAUUCUGGUAUUCUCACAUCCAAUAUGGAUUUUUAGAAUGCUGUGAUGAAAAGAGCCAGCCAAGGGUGAUACGUGCAAGGGAGCCCCCAGCCUAGACAUAAUCUAAGUCCAAGGUUGGUGGUGUUGUGGUCCAUCAGCUCAUACUGGAGGCCUUGGUGUGUCCCGGUCCUCGGCCCAGACCUCACGCCUGCCACCUCCCACCAAGGCCGCAGCCGCAGUGGAGAGCAGGCCCCAGUGUCCCACGAAGAGGUGUGCACCCAGCUCCAUGCCCGUCCUUUGUGUUCACCUCUUGCUUUGUUAAUUUUGUGUCAGACUCCCAGAGGGCUCCCAAACUAACAGGAAAGGUUUCUGUAACCAGCCUCCCACCCGCUGAUUCCAAAAUGGAAAUCGCCUUCUAUAGCCUGUGGCUCCCAGCAGCUAGCCCAGGAGGCCCCUGAAAUCAGUAUUCCACUUAGAGUCGAGCCUCUCAGUUGUGUUAUUUACUAAUGAAAUAACUGAGGCACAAAUGUGGGAGCAGAGCCACGAAUCUGCUUCUGCAGUGCAGGCUGAUCUCAAGGCCAUCAGUCAGCUGGGGAGGGAAGGAAACCCAACCACUACCACCCCGAAUAAGCAUGUAGCUGGCAAAGCAUCACUUCCACAUCUGCCGCAGGAGAGGCAGCCCCGAGCUUGCCAAGCUUGCUUGUCCAAGUGAGUGCUCUGUCCUUACAGGUGGCCCUCAAUGCGAAGGAGUCGAAAGAUGAGGCCCCUUCCAGAAUCUAGGAUAACAAGUGUUGCAGUUUGGGAGAGGUGAGUUAGGAUGCAGAGUAGUGCAGCAUCAUUAAAAUAAAAACUGUGCCUUUUAAAAAGAAAAAAAAUGCAAAUGUACAGCCAAUCCCAAAACUUGAAUCAUUUCCUAGUGCCUUGCUAGACAAACAUAAAGGGGCAGGGUUGGGGGAGGGGGAACAUUUUUGGUGGUGUGUGCAGUUCCUGUCGGAUGAGUGUAUGUUUCUUAAUGUCUGACCUAAAGCAGGAGGCAUUGGGCCCAGAGCAGGAUCUAGGACGGAGAUGGCCCCCAAGGGCCAGAGGCCAGAAGGUGUUCCACUGAGUGAGAGUGACACCCCAAAUUUAAAGGGCAGCUGGACAGCUUGUUUAGUCUGGCCAAGAAGGGCCUCAGCAGUCCCUGGGAGAGGCCCUGUUUGGAAGCCACGCCUGCGGUCUCCCAUCCUAGCCCCCAGGUGGAGUGCAGAGCACUGGCUAGAUUUCCAAAUGGUCCCACUCCAAGCGGUGACAGUGUUCUCUGCAAGACGGGGAUGCAUAUGGAAAGCAGGAGCAACAGCAAGCAGUCCUCAGCUAUCCUCUUUUCCAUCCCUUGGUUCUCUUUUUGAGUCUGGUUUUGCACCAUCAGCAGGGAUGGGCAGGUCCUCUGAGCGCUGUGGCAUUUGUAAUUGCUGAGCCCAUGGCUGCAGGUGCUGCGACUUGACACAGCAGGUAAUCGGGAAGGAAGGAGAAAAGGCGUUUGUUAACUAACCAACUGAUUGCACAUACUAGCCACUCAUUGUUUUGUCUUCAUUUGGCAAAACCACCUGUUUCAAGGAUCCAGGUCCCUGCACCACCCCGGCUGAUGCUCAGGAAAACAGCCAGGAGCCUGUGGAGGUGCUGUCAGCCUUUUAAUGGGUGAGAACGUGGACCCCUUUUCCUCUGAAGCCUUUCUUCUAAGCCUGAGGUCAGAAAACAGGGUGUGGCUAGGAAGUCUCGUGCCUGUGUGGCCCACCAGUAGCCUUUCCAAAGGGAGAGUCCAGAAACAUUUAGGAAUGCAAAGAACAUCUUUGCUGUACAUACAAAGCCUUGCAGGUGGCUGCAUGUGCAAGCAUGAGUGUGAACAGCCAUUCCACUUUGUGCCUCCCGUUGGGGUUUUCAACUUUUAAAACAGUCCAGAAAUUGUUAAUUCCCCAUUUUAGGAAGAAAUAGCUCAGAGGCAGAAGGGGAUACAUCCACAGAAGAGAUCUGAUGGGUGAUAUGACAUUAGGACCUAGGGAGAAAGGGCGGUUCUUGCUGAAGAUGUAGCACAUGGGUUCCCAACGUCCACGUCAUAUCACUUUUCAAACCCUCCUACCUGUUGAAUUUCUUUUUCUUAAGUGGCUCCGAUUUCUUCCUGUGCAUCUCCAUUUUACCAGUCUCUGGAGUUAGAAAAGAGUGGCAAAGACUUGACAGUAGGAACUGAGAAAUCUGGGCUCCUUGCUUCAGCAAUCCCUAGUUUGUACAGAUUGGGUGAUCUUUUAUAAUUCUUAGGAGGCAAUGCAUUUUUAAUUAAAUUUUCUGAAGAUUUCUGAGUGGGGGAGAGGGGCAAGGAGUGAGUGUUGUUCUGGAGUUACUUUCUGCUUUCAGUUGAUGCUUUUUCGUGUGAAAAAUCCAAGGAACAUUUUAGUUCAAACUUCAUCCUGAGCCAAGGCCCACUGCCACCUCUGGGGUGGGAGUUGGACCUACGUUGUAAGUGACAAGGUCCUCUUAACAUCCACUCCACAAAUGGCUUUGAUUCAGCCGGGCCAGACAACAGUGUCAGGCUUCUGCUCUGUGGUAGGCUUGAAGCUGGAUUCCAGUGGGAUUCCAGGCUGGGAAUAUUUGAGAAGUCAGACAUAUUCCGUAAUGUAAGCCCGAGACCGCCAACAUCUCAUCUUCUGCCUGGAAAAGUGAGCCUUUGUGAAGACCUGAGUUACCAUGUACAACUGUGAUUGUGACUGUUGCUGAGUAAACCUCCAGACUUUUCUCUAA
Messenger RNA from Camelus dromedarius (Arabian camel), 5719 nucleotides. It is a transcript of the gene GALNT10, whose product is annotated as polypeptide N-acetylgalactosaminyltransferase 10. The transcript is spliced from 12 exons. Gene Ontology annotation, cellular component: Golgi apparatus. The coding region runs from base 57 to 1868 and encodes 603 amino acids. The record is from RefSeq and is a predicted model, not a curated record. Gene Ontology annotation, molecular function: polypeptide N-acetylgalactosaminyltransferase activity. Gene Ontology annotation, biological process: protein O-linked glycosylation. NCBI's taxonomy places the organism in Eukaryota, Metazoa, Chordata, Mammalia, Artiodactyla, Camelidae.